Messenger RNA from Acanthaster planci (crown-of-thorns starfish), 2908 nucleotides. RefSeq names its product nociceptin receptor-like. The record is from RefSeq and is a predicted model, not a curated record. NCBI's taxonomy places the organism in Eukaryota, Metazoa, Echinodermata, Asteroidea, Valvatida, Acanthasteridae.
AGAAACCUCCAAUUUUCUUGCAUAAACUGAGUAUUUUAGAUACUUCAAAUACAGCCAAGUGUCACAAAUACUGACCCUCAAGAUACAUCUGUAGGAUAUUUGUACAUUUCUUACCACAUCCUAUAAUACUUUGCAACACUCCGAGGCUACUACAGUGUUACAUCAAGCCCUGAACUGUGUUCAAAGAAAACUUUGACUUCUGGCAUUACUGGUUGGUUAAAGUCAACGAAAUUUCCAACAGCAAAAUGCCAAAACUUCUGGCGAAUUUUACUGCAGAAACAGCUGAGGUUUCUGCCUUGUAUGACAUCACUUUUCCUAACAAAUUUGCCAAUUUUUGUUGGCAUGUAAAUAAAAAGGGCCCCCAAAGGCUGUCGAAAUGUCUCGAAACUGAAAUGAAAAUCUGCUGAAUGUGCAGAAGUAUUUAUGAAAAAUGCAACUGAGAAAAUCUCAACUGUAUGAGUCCUUUACUGGAGAUGCUAUUUUGAUGACAUGUUCAUGUAUACUAAGAUGUCAGGCAGCGAAAACCUCUCUCAUUUUUUGGGUCUACUGACGGCCAAAUGCCUCACUGAUUAAAAAAACAUUAAACAGAAUUCCCAAUUGUAAACUGGUCAGUUAUGUAUACAUAAUAUCUACCAUGCAGCUUACCAACAAUCAGAAAGUUGGAAUAAGUUGGCAGCUUUCCAAAACAGCAUGGAAUGAAGUUGUUGGGUCUUCUUAUUACGGUAGCACGUACAUGGUACGCCUGUCAAUUACUCAUGACAAGUUUUAAUAAUUUUUCCUCAAACUGCAGGCAUUAUUUAUCGAGGAGGAUUUUCAGUUCUAGCCAAGGAUGUCAUCAUGUCAUCGUUCGCUGAACAGAGUCGUAAAGCUUAAUUGUGGUGAAUAUCAGGCCCGUGAACAUUGUCAAAUUGCCUCGUAAAGCAGCAGUUAAUAACACCCAACUCUUCUUGAGUUAUAACAAAGUCGAGUCGGCGAUUUUCCCAGUCACUCAUCACACACUGCCACAGUACACAUCGACACUAGAACAAGAGUACUACAUCCAUAGUAGCUACACUUCUAAUACAUACUCCAGAAACCAUGCAAGUGAAAUUCAGACAUCUCUUAAUUUCAUUGACGUAGACUGGAUGCUGAUGAUUAGAGGAAUAGUCAGUCAUCAAGACAUCGACCAUCUAGCUUUACUUCAAGUCCUGUGCACACCAACUGGUCAAUUUGAACACAAUGUCGUCAGCAAACAAUUUGACAGCAGAAUACCCUCCAUAUAGAGAUGUGGGCUUUGCAGUGUUAAUGACCUUGGGAGUCACUGGCAUUCUGGGUAACACCCUGGUCUGCCUGACCAUCUGUCAAGUCAGGUUCAUGCACACCACCACCAACUACCUGAUUGCACACCUCGCCCUGGCUGACCUGCUGGUGUGUGCGACUUUCCUCGCAUUCCAGGAACGUUUCAUCCAUGACAAUCUCGAAGACCCACUCCUUUGCCUGUUAUUCAAGAACGGUGCCCUCGCCUGGUUGAUGGCGAGCGUGUCAACUGCCUCCAUGGUGUUGGUCACUGCUGAGAGGUACGUAGCAAUUGUGUACCCACUGCACUACCCCUGCUAUUUAUCGAGUAGGAGACUUAAGCUGGCAAUAGCAGGAAUUUGGCUGCUGUCAGCACCGCUCGCCUUGAUUCAAAUUUUCAUACAAGAGACCAUUGAUUCGGUGGGGUGUUUGCAAAAUUUGACUAUCCCAAAGGGCACCCUUACAGCACUCUAUGCUCUUCAAGUAGCUCUGUUCAUCAUCCCAAUGUUGAGUCUGUUCUACUGUUACGGUCGGAUUAUGAUCAACCUGCACCGCAGUGCACGCCGGCACCAUCAGGCCAACAACGCCGGUCAUGCUGAGGAUCUGAAUCGUGCUCAGCGAAAGGUGGCCAUUGUCUUGCUGAUGACGGCAGCCAUUUACAUCGCCGUCUGGCUCACUAUGACCCUGUUAUAUUUAUUUAUCCUGUUUCAUACCAUGCCUGGCAGCGGUAUGACAGAUAUAGUCAAACAGCUGUACCAACCAAUUCUCUUUGUCUUUAACUCCAUGGUCAAUCCAAUAAUCUAUGCUUUCAAGUACAAGGAGUUUCAACGAGGUGUGAGGGAGGCAUUGCUGCCUCGUUGUCUGAUAAGGCAGCACAAAGUAGACACCAGAGGUAAUGACAUUGCUAUGGGUUAGUUUUGAAAGCACUGGCCUUGAAACCAACAGUAGAACUAAGAGUGUUAGGGAAUGAACAAGAGAAAUCUGUUCUCAUCAUCUGAUCUGGUCAUCAGUUGCGUGUUCACGGUUCACUGCAUACAAGUUAGGGUUUUUAGUCCAGGCAAAAAUAUGUUUACUAAUGUUUCAACUUAAGUUCAAUGAUUUUAAUAAAUUAUACAAAAUAGCUUCUUGACUAUGUGUACAUAUUUAAUUGAUUACAUAAAUAAUGCCAUGUACUUAAAAAUACAUGUAGUCAUAAAUAUUUUAACACACAAACAUGCAGGAGCACACAUACAUCUAACGUGCAUGAAUUUUGCACUGUUGUAUACUUUUGCUAUAUUUCUGUAAAUAUGCGUUCAAAAUAGAUCAAACCAAUCUUCUUCGAUGAAACAUCCGAGUUACAACAAAGAUGUAAAAAUAAAAGGUAGGACAAAUUACCCGGUUUAAAAGACCAAAAACUUUUAUUCUGCCUUGAGCGGUUGGUGGUGCUGUGCCCGUAGCAACCAAAGAACACUUGGCAUGAACACAGGCGUUGCGUGCAAAUGCAAACUGGUGUGCCUGCUGCACUCUGCCUGCAUUCCACAGGGUUAGCGCUACAGGGGCAGGGGUAGUUCUGAUAAAUGUUUGCCAUGGAGAAAAGAAUGCUUCAUGGAUCAUCGAGGGAGACUGGUUUUGGUGGAGCACUCAAAGAUGUCUA